CACCUGGCUGACCGGUGUAAUGUUGACGAGUGACGAAACACACACCGGCGGACGGCAGCUGUGACUACUAAUACUUUCACCUUUAUCUUUAUUGGAACACCUGGCUCCAUUCCAGCAACACGUGUCGCUGUACAGAACCUCGAAGAGAAGGAAAGACACUCGUGAAACAAUGGCUGCAACUAAUAAUGGAACACACACAGACGCGGCGACUAUUAGAAUUGGAUCACGGGAGAGCGAGCUUGCCCUGAAACAGACACACAUGGUGAGGGAUGCCCUGCAGAAGGCUCACCCACACCUCAAGUUUGACAUCAUCACCAUGAAGACACAUGGAGACAAGAUCCUGAAUGUUGCACUCUCCAAGAUUGGCAGCAAGAGUCUCUUCACAAAGGAGCUGGAAAUUGCUCUGGAGGAGAAACGUGUAGAUAUAGUCGUCCAUUCCCUUAAGGAUCUUCCCACUACCUUGCCCGAGGGGAUGGUUAUUGGGGCUGUGUGUGAGCGUGAGGAUCCAAGGGAUGCUGUCAUCAUGCAUCCCAAACACCUGGAGGCAUCGCUGGCCACACUUCCUAAAGGCUCAGUGAUUGGCACCAGCUCUGUCCGCCGUGCUGCUCAGCUGAAGCGAAAGUUUCCUGACUUGGUGUUUGAGAGUGUGAGAGGGAACCUGAACACCAGGCUGAGGAAGCUGGAGGAGGGAAACACCUAUGAUGCCCUCAUUCUGGCGGCGGCUGGGAUCAUGAGGAUGGGCUGGCAACACAAGAUCUCACAGUAUCUUGAAGAGGAGACUUGCAUGCAUGCCGUGGGUCAAGGAGCGCUGGCAGUUGAGUGUCGGGAGGAUGAUUCCGGCACUGUGGCUCUGCUGUCCCCGCUGGUCCACCGGGACACCACCGUGGCCGUCAUUGCAGAGCGUGCCCUCAUGUGUACCCUGGAGGGAGGCUGCUCUGCUCCUGUCGCUGUGCAUACCAAGAUAACUGAGGACCAGCUGGACCUACAGGGUGGUGUAUGGAGCCUGGAUGGCAGUGAGGAGCGUCGCCACACCAUGUCCACCCCACUGGCUGAACCUGAUUCCUCCUCAGACCCGGUGGAGCAGCCUGCCAAGGUGGCUAAAGUGUCCACCACACCAUACACUGGAGUGGUGUCUCAUCAGGACCUGGAUCAUUUCAUGAGUCAAGCAUAUACUCUGGGUGUGAAACUAGCCAAACAUCUGCUUAGCCGGGGCGCUGAUGAAAUUCUAAAAGCUGCCAAAGAAGAGAAUAAAGCUAAUCUACCUUCCAACAACCCUAACUUGCCACCAAGCAGUAGUAAUUUGCAAAAGAAGGAGGUAGAGAAUAAUGACUCUUAGUGAAGGCUUGUGAUAGAGGUCCAGUCCAAUUUUGAUAGCAUUUAGUAUACAGUAAACCUUUAAGUUAAGCAAAUAUGUGGUUUGCAAAUUCAGAUUUCACUCCAGACAACAGUGACAUGACAGAUACAGGUUUUAUGUUCAGCAACAACUGGGCACAAAUGUAGUGUUGACCACAGUGUCAAUCUGCCCCAGUCAGACCCAGCCACUAGCUAGAGGGAGUAGUCAUUUGGAUGUGGAUAGUGUCUGGUGCUUUCACACAACUUGCAAAACAGGCACUUAGUCAAUAUUUCAGCAGGCACUAGUGGUAAAGCACACUGCCUGCUUGUGUUCGUGGAUACAAGUGUGGCUUUAAGCUGAAAAUUUGUGACUUUUACCUUAAAAAGGCAAAGCUUGAGUUGUAGUACGUUCAGCCAGUUUACUUGAGAAUUGAUCUUGUAGACUAGUGAGAGUCAAGAAAUAUUUGAACCAACUCCAACUCAGGCCAAAAGUAUCCAAGUUUGCCUCCACACCCUUACUCUUAUGUGAUGUUUGUUUAUAUAUAUUCAGCACAUUUGUAAGAUUAUUAUUCAGAUAGCAUAUGUCAUCAUUGUUAAAAAUCAUACAAUUAUAGGAACUAAUCAUUUAUUUUUCUUAUAUUACUUAGUAUUUUUCUAUUUGAUUUUACUUGCAGUAAUUUGAGCAAUACUCAAUAUAGAAUCAAGAAGGUGUAGAAUUUAAGCAUUUACUACAUAUAGCAAUAAUUUAUUGAUUAUUGUUAUGUUGAUUUGUGUAUAUAUUUUAUUAAAUCUUUGUUGUGUUCUCCAUUGUAAAGUUACUUGGAAAGAAUGUUGUUAAGUGUGAUGUGAGCUACUCUUAUGAACAUUAAUUGUAGAUGUAAAAUUCAUUUUUACAAGAUGCCACAGGAAUAUGAAAUAUUAGAGAAGUGUACACUGUAGCACAAGAUAGUUUGUUAUGAUAAUGCAAAGAAUACUGUAAGUUAAGGAAAUGAAGAUAAUGAUCUUGUGAAUACAUACAUGGUAUGUUUUAAUGGUGUAAUGGUACACUGAAACAAGUAUAUUUUUUCAAACUGUGUGCUUUCUUCUGAACAAAUGGGUUGACAUGUGAAAAUUGAGUACUUAGAAACAAUAGAUGAAUAGAUAGAGAGAAAAAAAAAAAAAGCUGGUAUAGCUCUGUAAAUGUGAUUUCUUAACUACUCUCUAUGAUUAUGUCACAAUUUCUGUGCUGUAAAAUGUCUGGUUUUAUGAUAUGUAUUUUGUUGUCUGUCUUACUUUUGGCUCUCCUUAACACCUCAUUACUGAUGCACAAUAUUUGUACCUACUUUCCAUUUCAAAGUACUUUUUAUUAGCUUGAUAUUUGAACUUUCCAUUUCUAAGUAGCAUUUAACUUGUCUGUAAUUUAGAGGUCCAGGAUUUUAGGUGAUAUUUAAAAUGUUUGAAAGGCCUGUGGUAUGAAGAGAGUGAAUUGUGAGAGUAGUGAAAGGUUUGUGUAUUGAGGGAGAACAAAUGAGUUAUAGCUACAGUGAGAUGCAACACCUUGGAAUUUUUAAGUUGUUUUUGUUGUUAGCUUGAAAUGUACCUUUGUAGCAGAUCGUAAUGUUCAAUUAUUUGUUAAUUGCUGGUCUAGAAUAUAGAUGCUUUGUGGUGACUUAAGGUUCAUAUUUUUGGUGCUUAUUAGUGAGUGGUUGGUACUGACACCAAGAGAUUGUGCCUUUUAAGGGGCAUUAUUUUGGUGUUUAUUAGUGAGUGGCUGGCACUGGCACCAAGAGAUUGUGGAUGAGAGUGAGAUGAGAAGGAUAUACAUAGAGGAGUAGGAUAUAUGUGUUAAGAGGAUGGAUGUCUGAGUAAAAUUGUGAUUUGAGUCUUAUGGAAAUGUGUGUUGGCACACAUGUAGUGGCACCGUGGCAGGAUGACUCUUUGAGGUCAUUUUUGUGGUGUGAGUGUACUAAAGGGAUGAAAAACACUUCUGGAAAGUAUGUGGUGUAUUUACCAUCAUUCAUAAUUUUUGCAAGGCUAUUGCAAGGAUGGUGAGUGAUGUGUUCCUAAGGUCUGUUGAGGCUUUGCUAUCCUUUGUAAUCUUUGUAAAUAUUUUCAUGUCCCGAAUGAUAGUGGUGUGUCAUUAUGUCAUGUCCACUGUUUAUUUAUUUAUUUAUUUUUUUAUUUAUUUAUUUAUUUUUUUUUUGUCUUUAUUUUGAGGUCUUAGGUACUGCACUUUAUGAGGCUCAGUAGACAAUUUUAUGAAAAAAUCUAUUCAUGACAUCUUACAUAGGCACUUAAGUUUAUAUAAAUGAUUACUGUUGUGUUUCCUAAGAAAUGCCAAUUACUUGUAUCUGAGUGUCCUCACAAGAAUGAUUUAAUACUCUCUCUCUCUCUCUCUCUCUCUCUCUCUCUCUCUCUCUCUCUCUCUCUCUCUCUCUCUCUCUCUCUCUCUCUCUCUCUCUCUCUCUCUCUCUCUCUCUCUCUCUCUCUCUCUCUCUCUCUCUCUCUCUCUCUCUCUCUCUCUCUCUCUCUCUCUCAUUUCGUUGUUACAAGAUAUCUUUCUCUCUAUACUCUUAUAGUAAAUGUUAUGGUUUUACUAAUUGGUAAUGAACCAAAACACCACCAUUGUGUUCCCUGUAUGCCAUUAAAAGUGACUCGUUGGACAAAGUGA
Portunus trituberculatus (swimming crab) is the source of this 3982-nucleotide messenger RNA. RefSeq names its product porphobilinogen deaminase-like. NCBI's taxonomy places the organism in Eukaryota, Metazoa, Arthropoda, Malacostraca, Decapoda, Portunidae. The transcript is spliced from 7 exons. Gene Ontology annotation, cellular component: cytoplasm. Gene Ontology annotation, molecular function: hydroxymethylbilane synthase activity. Bases 170 to 1336 code for a protein of 388 amino acids. Gene Ontology annotation, biological process: heme biosynthetic process. The record is from RefSeq and is a predicted model, not a curated record.